Molecule: messenger RNA, 1520 nt
Organism: Daphnia carinata
Lineage: Eukaryota; Metazoa; Arthropoda; Branchiopoda; Diplostraca; Daphniidae
Product: ankyrin repeat and MYND domain-containing protein 2-like
Exons: 4
Coding region: 97-1242 (381 amino acids)
Molecular function (GO): protein binding
Source: RefSeq, a predicted model, not a curated record
GCAGACGCAAAGACUAGCUGAAUGUUCAUAUGUUUACCUUACAAUUGCGAAUCUAAUUGCCUCUGAAAAAGAUUUGUGCAAAUUUUGUAAAAAAAAAUGGUUUCUGAGAAUAUUAAUAAAGCUAUCGAAAAGAUAAACAACAAUGAUUCUACGGGUCUUCAAGAACUCAUUAAAUCUCAGGAAGUUGGCAUUGAUAGUGAAGAUGAACAUGGAAUGACAUUGCUACAACAUGCCGCCUUUAAAGGAAAAAAAGAUAUGUGCCAGCUACUUCUCGAUCUGGGAGCUGAUCCUAAUGGAGGCCAUCAUGAACAUCAAUAUUCUACCCUUCACUUUGCUGCUUUGUCUGGCAAUCUAGAUAUUUGUCAACAGUUGCUUCAGUAUGGCUCCAAGCCUGACACAAUUAACUCAGUAGGCAGGACUGCAGCUCAAAUGGCUGCAUUUGUAGGAAACCACACAGUUGUGUCCAUUAUCAACAACUUCAUUCCCCGUUCAGAUAUAGAGCUCUAUACUGCAACAGUCACUGACCAAAAUGAAUCAAAGUUACCACCAGCUGCUGCACCAGCUUUGCACAAAUUUGUCAUGCAGGUUAAUCUGCAUCCUGUUCAUCUUUUGUUGACCAUUCAAAAACUUCCUAUGCUUUACGAAAAUCUUUCAAAAGUAAAAAACGCACUAGAGUUGCUUAGCGAGAAUCAAAUGAAACGCGGUCGAGAAGCAAAUGAAAUACUCUCACUUAAAUACCAUUACUUGCGUUUCCUAGUUGAAAGGAUUGCAAAAGAGCAACAGCAGCACCCUGAGAAAUCUGUUGUAGAUUUGAUUAAUCAGUACAUUAAAGCUUUCCUAAAGCAACGUCCGUCGGAUGGAUUCCCUGAAUUUUUGGAUAAUUUCAUCAGAGAAUCUAUCCGCACGUUCCCUUUUAAAGAAACAACCAUAUUUCGCCAGUUGCUUGUCAACCUCUCAAAAACAAAGCAAGAUUCCCCACUGGCCCUCAACCUUCUAACGUCGUGUAUCAACGGUCAGCGUGGAUUUCAAGAUGACGACUCGUGUGCGACUUGUGGCCAAGAAAAGGUGCCCAGCAAAUGUUCCAUUUGCAAGUCUGUACAGUACUGCAACCGGGAUUGUCAGAAGAUACACUGGUUCAUCCACAAAAAGGAAUGUGAUAAGUUAGCUAAACAAUUUAAAAAUCUGGAAAUCAAAUCUCAAGAUUCUGAGAAUAAAACUAUAGAUCAAGAAGCGAGCAAGUAAAAAGCUCAUCUCGUGCUGUUGUGCAUGAUCAAGAAAUAUCCGUAAGUCUGUUUUAAGUGUAUUCUUAUUAUUAUGAUUGUCCGCAUGUUUCUGCACCGAAUUUUAAUUCCCUCUUUUUCAUCCACCGAUUAACACAUAAAGUUGGUUACGGUCCAGUCAUAUACAGUAGGCGACAUCCUAACCCAGUUGUUUUUAUCUGUGUGGAAUACUUCUUUGGGCUGUACAACCAAUUAUGAGAACAUGCAUCCUUUUGGAAAUACAGUACUUGUCAUAUUACA